Messenger RNA from Daucus carota subsp. sativus, 924 nucleotides. RefSeq names its product mitochondrial import inner membrane translocase subunit TIM17-2. Bases 90 to 785 code for a protein of 231 amino acids. The transcript has 2 exons. Gene Ontology annotation, biological process: protein import into mitochondrial matrix. Gene Ontology annotation, cellular component: mitochondrial inner membrane; TIM23 mitochondrial import inner membrane translocase complex. Lineage: Eukaryota; Viridiplantae; Streptophyta; Magnoliopsida; Apiales; Apiaceae. The record is from RefSeq and is a predicted model, not a curated record. Gene Ontology annotation, molecular function: transmembrane protein transporter activity.
CGCACGGGUUAAAGGCUAUAUUUAAUUUAUUCACAAACCGUCUCAACUCUUUCACUUCUCCGGCGAUAUUCUCCAAUAUAUUGUAAUUCAUGGGCACCCCGGAGACUUCACGUGAACCUUGUCCUGAUCGUAUACUUGAUGACAUUGGUGGAGCUUUUGGCAUGGGUGCCGUUGGAGGUUCAGCUUUCCACUUCUUGAAAGGAAUUUAUAACUCACCUAAAGGUGAGCGCUUCGUUGGAGGGACUCAAGCUGUGCGUAUGAAUGCACCUCGUGUAGGUGGUAGUUUUGCUGUGUGGGGUGGCCUCUUUUCCACUUUUGAUUGCACAAUGGUCUAUGUACGCCAGAAAGAAGAUCCGUGGAAUUCUAUCAUUGCUGGAGCAGCCACUGGGGGUUUCUUGCAGAUGCGUCAGGGUCUCGGUGCUGCCUCUAGAUCUGCAGUUUUUGGUGGAGUAUUACUUGCGUUGAUUGAAGGUGCUGGAAUUAUGCUGAACAAAUUGAUGAGUAAUGUGCCGCAAAACUUUCCUCCGAUGGACGAACCUAUGCCUAACAUGCCUGGUAUUCCUGGAUAUAAUAUGGGACAACUUCCUGGUCAAGCACCAGUAAAUAUUGAGGGCAUGGGCAGUGGACAAUCGGCAACAUCACCUCAGCCAUCAUCUUCUUCCUCAUGGUUUGGCGGGAUAUUUGGUGGUGAAAAGAAGCAGGAGACGGGUCAAAGCAGUGGAAGCAAGACAGAAGUUCUGGAGAGCUUUGAUUCUCCAAACCCUCCCUCAUUUGAUUACAAAUGAGAAUGAAUAUUGUUGCUUGGGAGUGACAUUUCAUAUAAAACUAACUUGUAAGGUUGGUGUUUUUGUUUUUGAACUUCUGUCCUAGAUAAAUCAAUUUUGUAAUACACUUAUAUAUUUAUCAAACAGUUUGCGGCUACAA